UCUGGCAACCUCCGCGAGUAAUCGUACACGCACGUGUCGUGACGUUGCACGGGAAAAAAAACACAAGUUACAACUGACGUGUCCUAAUAAGAGACAACGUGGCAACGCGACAGUGUUUAGAGUCCCCCCCCCGUCCUCGUGCCGUUCUCACUUCGCUUCCCCGCACAUUUUCUCGUCUCGUCGCGAUGUAAGGAGAAGAAAGGUGGAGGAUCGGAAUUUAACAUUGCGAACUGUCAUUUCCACAUUUCGUUCUCCCCUUCGUUAAUCUCGGUAACUCCGCGGGCGAAAGGUUAUGGGAUCCGCGAUGAUCGCGUCGUCAACGUCGGCCAGCGUGAGUGCCGAUUAAAAAAAACGUUCGCCCGUUCGCCGCCGAACGAAUUGUCAUCGUCGUCGACGCGUCCCGACGUCGCGGCGCCCGUCCAUUCGUCCGCGAUAUGCGGUGACGAGCGGAGAGCCUAACCUUAAUACGGCGAUAACCUUGAAAAAAUCAUCCAGCGGUCCCCCGCGAACGUGGCACGAGAGCGUGAACAUUCGCUGGCUCGCUCGUCGUAUGGAUGUCAAUAUGAGGAGGAAACUGGAAAAGGAAGACCGCUCGGCGGAGGAUGGCGCCGUCGACUCGAGCAGCGUCCAGGAGCCCUCUGAUCUGCGCGGGGACGAGAAGAACAUCGCGAUCCUGUUCUUCCUCUACCUGCUGCAGGGUAUCCCGUUGGGAUUGUGCGGCUCGAUCCCCAUGCUCUUGCAGAACAGAAGGGUUUCCUAUCGGCAACAGGCAGAAUUUAGUUUCGUACAAUGGCCGUUCUCGUUGAAGCUCUUCUGGGCGCCCUUAGUAGAUUCCAUUUUUUUGCAACAAUUUGGAAGGAGAAAAACUUGGUUGAUUCCCACCCAGUACUUGAUGGGUAUGUUUAUGCUCCUUCUGUCGAAUUACGUGGAUCCCUGGUUGGGUAAGGAGCAUGAGAAGCCCAAUAUCGAAAUGUUGACCGCAUUGUUCUUCUUCUUGAACGUACUCGCCGCGACUCAGGACAUCGUAGUAGAUGGCUGGGCGCUUACAAUGCUUAAGAGGUGCAACGUUGGAUAUGCGUCUACCUGCAACAGCGUCGGCCAAACGGCGGGCUACUUCAUUGGCUAUGUCUUAUUUAUUUCGUUGGAGUCCGCUGAAUUUUGUAAUAGUUACUUAAGGUCUACUCCUUCUGAUGAGGGCAUAUUAACUCUGCCUGGAUUUUUAUACUUCUGGGGCUGGACGUUUAUUGUCACGACAACGUUUAUUGCAUUGUUCAAGCACGAAGAUAAAGGCAGAAUUUCCAGAGGCGAAGAAUUAAAUAUGGAUAUUAAGCACGCAUACAAACUGCUGUGGGACAUAGUUAAAUUACCGGCUAUAAAGACCACGAUUAUAUUUCUCUUAACUGCAAAGAUCGGAUUUUCAGCCUGUGAUGCUGUGACCAGCUUAAAGCUUAUAGAAGCCGGUUUUCCCAAAGAGAAAUUUGCUUUCAUGGCCGUGCCCAUGAUACCGUUGCAAAUAAUUUUGCCACUAAUAAUCUCGAAAUAUACCGCUGGGCCCAGACCUAUGGAUGUUUACAUGAAAGCUAUGCCUUACAGGCUGGCUUUCGGCUUAAUAGCGGCGCUUUUGGUGUGGUUUACACCGCUCGUUGUAAUGAAUGGACAUGUUCCAGCCUAUUAUUUUGUGGUAUUGAUAGGCCUCUACUUUAUACACCAGAUUUCCGCGAGUAGUAUGUUCGUGGCGUCAAUGGCUUUCUUCGCGAAGGUAAGCGAUCCGGCAGUUGGUGGUACUUACAUGACUCUACUGAAUACUUUGUGCAAUCUUGGUGGAAAUUGGCCUGCCACGGCCGCGCUCUGGUUUGUCGAUCCAUUAACAUUUAGAAAAUGCAGUACCGAUUAUGCAAAUGACUGUAGCACAAUUACGGAGAGAGAGCUCUGCGCUAAUACCAACAAUGGUACUUGUACUAUGCAGCUCGACGGUUAUUACAUAGAGAGCAUCCUCUGCCUAAUCAUAGGUUUCUCCUGGCUCAGGUGGGGUCGUAGAAAAAUUAAUAUAUUACAGGCGAAACCGAUGUCCGCUUGGAAAAUCAUACUUACCCGUAACAACAGAUAUUUCAUAGAAGUUUUGUAAAAACAGAUGAAGAACAUGUGUGUGACGAGCGUGUUCGCAGUUUCUACUGUAAAUAUAUUUAAAAAUAUUUUACGCAUAACGAACGCAUGACAAAGCAUUUAACGCAGGAUGUUAAUAAAAGUUUUUCAUAUAAAAGGUUGGA
This is a messenger RNA of Wasmannia auropunctata (little fire ant), 2267 nucleotides long. RefSeq names its product acetyl-coenzyme A transporter 1. Lineage: Eukaryota; Metazoa; Arthropoda; Insecta; Hymenoptera; Formicidae. Gene Ontology annotation, molecular function: acetyl-CoA transmembrane transporter activity. Gene Ontology annotation, cellular component: membrane. The transcript has 9 exons. The coding region runs from base 551 to 2125 and encodes 524 amino acids. The record is from RefSeq and is a predicted model, not a curated record.